Hippoglossus stenolepis (Pacific halibut) is the source of this 1922-nucleotide messenger RNA. RefSeq names its product acetyl-CoA acyltransferase 2 (gene acaa2). Lineage: Eukaryota; Metazoa; Chordata; Actinopteri; Pleuronectiformes; Pleuronectidae. Gene Ontology annotation, molecular function: acetyl-CoA C-acetyltransferase activity. Gene Ontology annotation, biological process: fatty acid beta-oxidation. The transcript is spliced from 10 exons. The record is from RefSeq and is a predicted model, not a curated record. The coding region runs from base 190 to 1380 and encodes 396 amino acids.
AAGAAGCGGUGGUAGCAGUAGAAGAAGAAGAAGUGAAGUGUGUCGGCUGUGGUUCAGUAUUUGGGGGAAAGGUCGCAGCAGUGUCCGGCCCUUGUAUUGACUCUGGACGGCUCCACAGUGUCACAUCAAAUAAAGCAGAGGAGAAGGUUGAUCGUGUCAGUGGAGGUUUGUUGAAUCGUCCUCCUCAUCAUGGCUCUUCUCAGAGGUGUAUUUAUUGUAGCCGCCAAGCGCACUCCGUUCGGUACCUAUGGUGGCGUGCUGAGGGAUCACAGUGCCACAGAUUUGGCCGAGCAUGCCGCCAAAGCUGCCCUCGCUGCAGGGGCCGUCGCACCAGAGCUCAUAAACAGUGUCAUCAUGGGGAAUGUCAUGCAGAGCUCAUCAGAUGCACCAUACAUCGCUCGUCAUGUGGGUCUGAGGUGUGGGGUUCCCAUCCCAGUUCCUGCACUCACUGUGAACAGACUGUGUGGAUCUGGUUUCCAGGCCGUCAUCAGUGGUGCUCAGGAGAUUUGCCUGAAGGAGUCGGAGGUGGUGCUGUGUGGAGGUUCAGAGAAUAUGAGCCAGGCCCCGUACGCUGCUCGCAACAUACGAUUCGGUACAAAGUUCGGAUUCGAUCUUAAGCUGGAGGACACUUUGUGGGCUGGUCUCACUGACCUGCACAUCAAAAUCCCGAUGGGCAUCACCGCAGAAAACCUUGCAGACAAAUACCAGAUCACACGAGAAGAGUGUGACAACUACGCAUACCAGACGCAACAAAGAUGGAAGGCCGCUCAUGAAGCUGGUCACUACACUGCAGAGAUUGCUCCCAUUGAUGUGAAAGCCAAGAAAGGCAAAGUUUCCAUGGCUCAAGACGAACACCCCCGGCCUCAGACCACGUUAGAACAGAUGGCCAAACUGCCGACUGUCUUCAAAAAGGGAGGGACCGUCACUGCUGCCAAUGCUUCGGGUGUAUCUGACGGUGCUGCUGCGUUGGUGAUUGCAAGUGAAGAUGCGCUGAAGGAGCAUAAGCUCACUCCACUGGCCAGAAUCGUGUCCUAUCACGUGUCAGGCUGUGACCCGAGCAUUAUGGGAAUUGGUCCCGUCCCAGCGAUCACAGAAGCUCUUAAAAAAGCCGGUCUGACUCUCAACGAUAUGGAUCUAGUGGAGGUGAACGAGGCGUUUGCUCCUCAGUUCCUGGCCGUUUCUAAGGCUCUUGGACUGGAUCCAGAGAAAAGCAACGUUAACGGUGGUGCUAUUGCCCUUGGACAUCCUCUCGGUGCUUCUGGAGCCCGCAUCACAGGUCACCUGGUUCAUGAGCUCAGACGACGAGGAGGCAAGUACGCUGUUGGCUCCGCCUGCAUCGGUGGAGGUCAGGGCAUCGCCAUCGUCCUGGAAAAGUACUGAGGGAAGACGCUGCCAGUAUCAGAAGAAUUUCUGUAGAAGAAUGUUAAACACAAUUUCUCCACUCCAAUAAAAAUUCAGUCGACAUAUGCUAUAAGAGAUUUUCUUCCACAUACACACAAAAUGAUCAAUGGGCCAACUUCAUUUUUUGUGAUUUACUCCUGACUUCCUUCAGUCUUUUUAUACAAAAUGAACAAUAAAUGUUUCAGUCCAGUGUUGCCUGUGAAAACAAAACACUAACUCCUGUGUGAGAUUAUUUUACCAGAGUGCAGCAGGAGUCUGUUUUCUUUAUGUGCCUAAAAGACAGGGGUGACUCCUUGUUAGCAAUAACCCAUGUAGCAUAUUAAUAACUUACCAAUACAGUUUGUGUGCGGUUAGAGUGACAUUUGAAGAAACUCAGAAAUCUCAUGUUGGACUCUUUAUGCUCUUUAUUUCACCUUUAUCAGGGAUUUUUACUGUCAGAAAAUAUGUCUGAUGUGUGGUUUUGUAUUUCUGUGUCGACCUCAAACAGAAUUUUGGAAUAAUAAAUUAAGUUUUCAUCUGCA